AUGAACAGUUUAAUUAUUUCCGCUUAUUUUGAUAACUGGAACUACUUAGGAGAGCUGUCAGUGGAAGAAUGCUGUGACAAGGGCGUUGAAUGGGCAAACAAAAACAGAAUGUGUGCUUCUCUGCCACCGAUAUCCGAGUCCAGAGAAUGCAGCAUGAGCCAGGAGCAGUGCUGCCGCAGCCAGCUGGAGAAGCAGGCCUGCUCCGACGGCCUGGAAUUCGCCAACGUGCGCGAGGAGUGCGACUCACAUGCUGCUGAAAAUUCCACCUGCGAGGCCCAGCGCUUCAAGACGUGCUGUUACUGUUGUUUGCUGGGAAAGGCUGCCCAAGUUCAAGGACAGAGUUGUGACCCCAACCCGAAGCUGGGACACCAGUGUGGAAUUGUCUUUAGAUCCUGCUGUGGGAAAGGUCCAGAAGGCAUUGAUCUGUCCAUCAGCGAUGAUGCUCCUAAAAACCAGCAAGUUGAGAUUUCAAAGGAGGAAUUAGACCAAGAAGAUCCUUAUCUGCAUGAUGGCUGCAGAGGUGGUGGGCCCUGCUCUCAGCAGUGCAGAGACACAGGAUCCAGUUACGUGUGCUCCUGCUUCGUGGGUUAUCAGCUGCAACCCGACGGGAUCACCUGUGAAGACAUUAAUGAGUGCAUCACUGGGACACACAGCUGUGGGCUUGGCCAGACCUGUGUCAACACCUUGGGAUCCUUCCGCUGCCAGCGGGACACCAGCUGUGGGACCGGCUACGAGCUGACAGAUGACAGUCGCUGCAAAGAUAUUGACGAGUGUGAGACUGGUACUCAUAACUGCCCCCCCGAUUUUAUCUGUCAGAAUACUCCAGGAUCCUUCCGUUGCCGACCCAAGCUACAGUGCAUGAGUGGCUUUAUACAAGAUGCGCUCGGCAACUGUAUCGAUAUCAACGAGUGCCUGAGCACCAACACGCCGUGCCCGGCUGGGCAGAUCUGUAUUAACACUGACGGCUCCUUCACCUGCCAGAGAAUCUCACCCAGCUGUGGCCGAGGGUACCACCUCAACGAGGAUGGGACAAGAUGUGUAGAUGUGGAUGAGUGCUCAUCCCCCAACCAGCCCUGUGGGGAGGGACACGUGUGUAUCAAUGCCCCGGGCAAUUACCGCUGCGAGUGCAAGGCUGGCUACACCUUUGAUGUCAUCAGCAGGACCUGCAUUGAUAUCAACGAAUGCAGACGCUACCCAGGCCGCCUCUGUGCUCACAAGUGUGAGAACACUCCUGGCUCCUACUACUGCACUUGCACCAUGGGAUUCAAACUUUCAGCUGACGGGAGAUCGUGUGAAGAUUUAAAUGAGUGUGAGAGCAACCCCUGCAGCCAGGAGUGUGCCAACGUGUACGGCUCCUACCAGUGUUACUGCCGCCGGGGCUUCCAGCUCAGCGACAUCGACGGCAUCUCCUGCGAAGACAUCGAUGAGUGUGCUCUGCCCACCGGAGGGCACAUCUGUUCCUUUCGGUGCAUCAACAUUCCUGGGAGCUUCCAGUGCACUUGUCCCUCCUCUGGCUACAGGCUGGCACCCAAUGCACGCAACUGCCAAGACAUCGAUGAGUGUGUUGCAGAAAGCCACAACUGCUCUUUCAACGAGACCUGCUUUAACAUCCAGGGCAGCUUCCGCUGCCUGUCCCUGGAAUGCCCGGAGAAUUACCGCAAGUCAGGAGACACUGUGAGGCUGGAGAAGACAGACACCAUCCGCUGCAUCAAGUCCUGCCGGCCAAACGAUGUCAACUGUGUGCUGGAUCCAGUCCACACCAUCUCCCACACUGUCAUUUCACUGCCCACCUUCAGGGAAUUCACAAGACCUGAAGAGAUCAUUUUCCUUCGUGCUGUCACACCCACGUAUCCGGCCAACCAGGCAGAUAUCAUAUUUGACAUUACAGAGGGAAAUUUAAGAGAUUCCUUUGACAUCAUCAAGCGUUACAUGGAUGGUAUGACAGUGGGUGUCGUUCGCCAGGUGAGGCCCAUCGUUGGCCCCUUCCAUGCCAUCCUGAAGCUGGAGAUGAACUACGUGAUGGGGGGGGUGGUGUCCCACCGCAACAUCGUCAACGUGCACAUCUUCGUGUCCGAGUACUGGUUCUGAGGGGGCCCUGCACCCCCAGGGCCAGGCCUGCAGCAGCACCACCAGCUACUAUGUCAUAUACUUGUUUGUAAAACCCAAUAGUGUUCUUCUGUUUGUUUGGUUUUUAAAUAUUUGGUUUAUAGUUUAAGACAAAUAGCAAGCUAUUGCGUUGGUUAGGCGUAGGGUGGAGCGGAUUAAGGGAGCCUGAUGUAGUUUGUCUGUAUAAAUAAG
This is a messenger RNA of Manacus vitellinus (golden-collared manakin), 2298 nucleotides long. It is a transcript of the gene FBLN1, whose product is annotated as fibulin 1. Gene Ontology annotation, molecular function: calcium ion binding; peptidase activator activity. Gene Ontology annotation, cellular component: extracellular region. The coding region runs from base 1 to 2088 and encodes 695 amino acids. NCBI's taxonomy places the organism in Eukaryota, Metazoa, Chordata, Aves, Passeriformes, Pipridae. The transcript has 17 exons. The record is from RefSeq and is a predicted model, not a curated record. Gene Ontology annotation, biological process: extracellular matrix organization.